CUUUCUGCUUGACGGAGUCGCACAAACAGCCUUAACAGAGCUAGGCUUUGCUUGCUCUCUCUCUCUCUCUCUCUCUCAUGGCGGCUUUGAGGGGAAUGUCUCAAAACCUGCACAGAUAUAUCUCUCAUCCAAGCCCUAACAUUUAUCCAGCUCAGCUCAUCUUCUUCAGAGGAAUUGCUUCCAAGCUUUUCGUCAAAGAUAUAUCGUUCUCCACCACAGAAGAGACAUUAGCCGAAGCGUUUUCAAAAUUUGGUGAAGUUACUGAAGCUAACAUAGUAAUGGAUAAAGUCAGAAACAGAUCAAAAGGUUAUGGGUAUGUGACUUUUGCUAAAGAGGAUGAAGCCCAGAAGGCGUUGAUGGACAUGAAUGGGAAGUUGCUAGAUGGACGUGUCGUUUUUGUGGACAAUGCAAGGCCCAGUAGGCAUUUCAAUUCUGGUAUGCCAAUAGCAAGAGGACCCCCGGAGCCGGCAGCUGAUAGCUGAUACUACCCUUUAAUUUAUUAUUUUUUUUUUUUAAUAUUUGGAAGGCUGCAUGAAUGGUUUAGAUAAUUUUAUUUUUAGCUUGUUUACUUUUCUUGCUUCAAUAGGCCGGAUAUCCCUUUCAAAACCAACUCUUUCCAUUGAGUUUUAUUUAGCAUUUGAUGGCACAUAUUUAUCCUGUGGAAGAUGCAAAUCGCAGCAAAACAUAUAUGGCGUCAUGACGAAACCACUGUAAAGAGUUGAAUGAUUUUGUUAGUUAUUUUUCCCCUGCUAGUUGGCAUAGCUUGCCUUUGAGUUCUUAGGACAAUGAGUUUGCUAGUCAGGAGUGUUUCCAGGUGGAUAACAACUCUCUGCUCUGAGUUUUGCUCUCUAUGGUUGUUCUUCGCAUCCAAGUUUCUACUGACAGAACAGUUGCAGCAAAUUUAUAUUGCUGACGAAAUUCACAUUAUAUUGUUGAAGUGGGAUUGAAAAGUCAAAAAAGAUGGUUUGGGUUCA
This is a messenger RNA of Corylus avellana, 974 nucleotides long. RefSeq names its product small RNA-binding protein 11, chloroplastic. NCBI's taxonomy places the organism in Eukaryota, Viridiplantae, Streptophyta, Magnoliopsida, Fagales, Betulaceae. Gene Ontology annotation, molecular function: RNA binding. The record is from RefSeq and is a predicted model, not a curated record.